GUGCGCGCGAGCGGAGAGGAAAAGGGGGGCAGAGCGAGCGCGCGACAGGGAGGAAGAGGAAAAAACUCCCAGCAGGCCGAAACGGGGUCACGAACUAUGACCUUUCACAGGAGAAAAACAAUAACAAAUCAUUUGUUUUAAUCGUAACGACUGUAAAACUACGUUCACUAACUUCGCAGGUCCAGCUUGUUAUAACAGAUGCAGCAGUGGCCUUGCUCCAGUAAGACACUGCUAAUGACCUUUAAUCAGCAUGACAACCAACCUGGAGAUGCUGGCUCAGCAGAUAGUGACCACUGAGCAGGUAGCCGAGACGCAGGCAUCUCCUACAGACAGUCCGGUGAUGAGUGCUUCUCCACAGCGCAUUCAGAUCAUCUCCACUGACUCCUCCGUCACCGCGCCACAGAGGAUACAGAUUGUGACGGAUCAGCAGACGGGACAGAAGAUCCAGAUUGUGACGGCUGUGGAUCCGGUCAGCGUGCCCAAGCAGCAGUUUAUCCUGGCUGCUCAUGAUGGAACACCAACAGGCAAAGUCAUCCUGGCGUCCCCCAACAACCCCAGCACUAAACAGCUCAUCUUCACCACAGCAGACAGCCUGGUACCUGGUCGAAUACAGUUUGUCACAGAUGCAGUCUCGGUAGAGAGGAUUCUGGGUAAAGGUGGGGAGGUGGGCCGACCGCAGCCUGUCGAGUACUGCGUUGUGUGUGGAGACAAAGCCUCGGGGAGGCACUAUGGAGCUGUUAGCUGUGAGGGCUGCAAGGGCUUCUUCAAGCGAAGUGUCAGGAAGAGUCUGACCUACAGUUGCCGCAGCAACCAAGACUGUGUAGUCAACAAGCACCACCGCAACCGCUGCCAGUUCUGCCGCCUCAGGAAGUGCCUUGAGAUGGGCAUGAAGAUGGAGUCUGUGCAGAGUGAGAGAAAGCCAUUAGACCUGCCCAGAGAAAAACCUGUUAACUGUGCUGCCUCAACUGAGAAGAUCUACAUCCGAAAAGAUUUGCGAAGUCCCCUAAUAGCAACGCCAACUUUCAUCACAGACAAAGAUGGCACACGCUCUGGUUUAUUGGACCCCGGGAUGCUGGUGAACAUCCAACAGCCUGUUAUCCAAGCCGAUGGCACGUUACUCUUAGCAACAGACACCAAGACAGAGACCAGUCAUGGGGAUUUAGGCACACUGGCCAAUGUGGUGACAUCAUUAGCCAGUCUUAGCGAAUCACUCAAUAACGGGGACGGGGACAUUUCAGCCAGCCAGCAGGAGGAGUCUGUCAGUGAAAUCACACGUGCCUUUGACACUCUGGCCAAAGCAUUAAACCCUAAUGAGGAGGGGGAGGGGCAGAGCCUGUCAGAGGCGGAGUGUGUGGGUGGAGCAACUAUACAGGUCAUCAGCAGAGAUCAGGUCACGCCUCUUAUAGAAGUGGAAGGCCCUCUGCUCACGGACACACACGUCAACUUUAAGCUGACAAUGCCCAGUCCGAUGCCUGAGUAUCUGAAUGUCCAUUAUAUUUGCGAGUCUGCGUCCCGUCUGCUGUUUCUCUCCAUGCACUGGGCACGCUCCAUCCCAGCCUUCCUAGCUCUUGGGCAGGAGUGUAACACAUCUCUGGUACGGGCAUGCUGGAAUGAGUUGUUCACUCUCGGUCUGGCGCAGUGUGCUCAGGUCAUGAGCCUCUCCACCAUCCUGGCUGCCAUCGUCAACCAUCUGCAGAGCAGCAUACAUGAGGACAAGCUGUCUGGGGAACGAGUGAAGUUGGUGAUGGAGCACAUCUGGAAGCUGCAGGAGUUCUGUAACAGCAUGGCCAAGCUGGAGACGGACGGCUAUGAGUAUGCCUACCUGAAAGCCAUCGUCCUCUUCAGUCCAGACCACCCAGGCCUGAACAGCAGCAGCCAGAUCGAGAAGUUUCAGGAGAAAGCGCAGAUGGAGCUGCAGGAUUAUGUACAGAAGACUUAUCCAGAUGACACUUACAGACUGGCGCGAACCCUGAUGCGUCUGCCAGCACUGCGUCUGAUGAGCUCCAGCAUAACAGAAGAACUUUUCUUCACCGGGCUGAUUGGAAACGUGCCCAUUGACAGCAUCAUCCCGUACAUCCUCAAAAUGGAGACCGCCGACUACAAUAGCCAAAUCAGUGGUCCUACUGCAUGACUCCAGAGUGGCCUGUUUUGAGCUACAGGUGCAGACUGAAAUCCUACAAUCUCCCGUCAUCACUUGCCUUCAUUGCAAAGCAAUGCAAAAGUUAGGACCAUCGUUUUCUUUUUCUUUUUCUUUAUCCCCCCUUGCGUCGAGCAUUUCAUUUUCCUAACAAAGAGCCGUAACAGUGAUACCGUCUGACUGAAUGUUACUUAAUAUGGUUUGCAUUUUAGUUCUCUAAGAGUCAUGCACCAUGGGACUUUGAGUUUUAAAACUCAAUAUUGUUUUCAUUUUCUGAAAAUGAAAAAAAAAUUAUUAUUCAACGAGUUAUUUUUAAGCACUUGUUUUCCAGUCAGAAACGUGCUGGCUAAGGGGAAAACUUAUCAUACACACGCUUUUUGUAUUAUUUAAGAUCAGUGUAUUAAGGAUUUGACUCCUCCUCAUGCAACUGUAUUAGAAGUGUAAUGUUAAUGAGUCUGUGUUCACCUAUGAUCCUGAAAAUAACCUCAUCUUGAAUUCUUAUGCAAGAGUUGCAUGGGUCUCUCUGUGACCCUGGGUCCUAAUCUAGGACCUUUUUUCUGCCUUCCGUAGUGUAUUGAAUAUUCCUACAUUUAUUUAUAU
Molecule: messenger RNA, 2737 nt
Organism: Ictalurus punctatus (channel catfish)
Lineage: Eukaryota; Metazoa; Chordata; Actinopteri; Siluriformes; Ictaluridae
Gene: nr2c2
Product: nuclear receptor subfamily 2, group C, member 2
Exons: 15
Coding region: 251-2131 (626 amino acids)
Biological process (GO): cell differentiation; positive regulation of transcription by RNA polymerase II; anatomical structure development
Molecular function (GO): zinc ion binding; nuclear receptor activity; RNA polymerase II cis-regulatory region sequence-specific DNA binding
Source: RefSeq, a predicted model, not a curated record